CGUGUGGAGAGCCUCUCCGCCCGGGUGAGGCCUGCGUUCCCGCGCGUCCCCCGGCCUCUGUCUUCAGGGAUGCCAGCAUUUCCUGCUUCAGUUUAGUGGCUGGCUGUGCCAAUUCCAGAGCUGGAUUUUGAGAAGAACAAGAAGGGGCGGAUGGAACCAGCCCUGUUCAGUGGGAGCCCACACUGAUGUCACGCUAAAGUGACGGUGGAAUUGCACUCUUGUUUUAGGCAAUGGCCCCUGGAAGCAAAUUUAAGAACGCUGAAUUGAUAUUACCAUGUGAAUGGAAAGAAUGCUGCUUUGUAGGGAAAUGCAUGGAGGAAUUUUGUAAUCAUAUUGCGGAACACUUGGAAGAUUACCUACAGCACCCCCUGGAAACAGCAGAGCAGUACCGGUGUUGGUGGAGAAGUUGUGAAUUUGGGGCAAAAAAUCCCAGAGAGCUGAUAACACAUGUCAAUUUUCACACUUACCACACCAAACUGAAAUUCAUAGGCUCCCAGUUACGGACAUUGCACCAUGAUUUGCCAGCGUGUUUGCAGAACAGCCGUAGCUGGCAUCAGUUACCAAAGACUUCGGAGGAGUUUGUUUGCCAUUGGGAGAAUUGUGAUGUUACCUUCAAUAACCCAGUGUGGUUUUAUCAACAUGUUGCUAUUCAUGCCUAUGCUACUGAGGAAGAAACUGUUACAGAUCAGAAGAAAGCUGUUUAUUGUCACUGGAAAGAUUGUUUAGGCGUCUUUAAAGGAAAGCAUAAGCUAUGGGAUCAUUUAAGAACCCACACACAAGAAAGAGUUGUAGCAUGUCCUACUUGUGGAGGAAUGUUCUCCAAUACCACUAAGUUUUUUGAUCAUGCAAAGAGACAAGUUUCAGAAGAUAAACAAAUAUUUGUUUGCCAGAACUGUCAGAAACAUUUUGCCAAUGAAAGGCUGCUACGAGAUCACAUGAGGGGACAUGUUAAUCAUGUUACAUGUGCCCUUUGUGACACAGUAUGCACAAGUGUCUCCUCACUGAAAGCACACAUCAGAUUCCGACACUGUGAUGAACGUCCUUUCCAUUGUCACCUCUGUGAGAGCUGUUUUAAGAACACGUAUGAUCUGCAUAAACAUGUUGAAACACACAAUGAUUCAGAUGCCUACAGCUGUGAUGUUGAAGGAUGUGGUUUUACUUCACGGACUUUACGAACUUUGAGACAGCAUUACAAGAGAGCACAUGUGAGUAAUGGCAUUCUGAAAUAUAAAUGCCACAUCUGUCAGAAAUGUUUCUCCUGGAGUUAUACAUUGACCCUACAUCUUCGAAAAGCUCAUAAACUCAGCAGUCAUUCUCGUUUCAGAUAUAAAGAAGAUGACGAAGGUCAUAUGAGUUUGAAUUUAGCAGUAUAUAAUGCUGUCAUGGGUUUAGGUCAGGCUCUUAAUAAUGAGAUGGUAACAAGUAAGUCUCCACCAAGUCAAAAUAGUUUUGGAAGAGAAGGAGGGGACUCUUGCGAAAGAGACACUUCAACAGUACAAGUACUUUUCACACAGCUUCAGCCAUGGUCACAAGCUACUGGAGAAAAUGUUCUCGUAGAAACAGAGACUUCUAUGCCAGGGCCUGUGUAUUCUGAACUUCAGACUGCUGUACAGCCGUUUGAAAACUGUUGUACUUCUGCUAAAGUUGAUGAAGCCACACCAAUGAACAUGAAGGAAAAACUAGUAGAAAUGGAACUGGGCUUGGGAAUUCAGAUAGGUUUCUAGA
Molecule: messenger RNA, 1725 nt
Organism: Gymnogyps californianus (California condor)
Lineage: Eukaryota; Metazoa; Chordata; Aves; Accipitriformes; Cathartidae
Product: histone H4 transcription factor-like
Exons: 12
Coding region: 231-1724 (497 amino acids)
Biological process (GO): regulation of transcription by RNA polymerase II; anatomical structure development
Molecular function (GO): DNA-binding transcription factor activity, RNA polymerase II-specific; RNA polymerase II cis-regulatory region sequence-specific DNA binding
Source: RefSeq, a predicted model, not a curated record